This is a messenger RNA of Oryzias latipes (Japanese medaka), 3008 nucleotides long. The record is from RefSeq and is a predicted model, not a curated record. NCBI's taxonomy places the organism in Eukaryota, Metazoa, Chordata, Actinopteri, Beloniformes, Adrianichthyidae.
UCCGUUCCAGCUGUCGCAGUGAUGGACGGUCCUCCGCAACUUCCCCCCGAACUUUGGGUCUGCGUGUUCCGCUUCCUCAGCACGGAGGAGAAGCACGCGGUCCGGUCCUGCUGCCGGCUCCUGCGGGGGCUGGUGGACCACCCGUCCCUGUGGAAGGACCACACGGUGGUGCUGUCCGACCUCCGCCGCUACACCUACGGCUUCUGGGACACCCUGAACCGGCGCAGACUCACCCGGGUCGCCGUGCGGCAUCUGCGGCGCAAAGAGUGGCGGCGCCUCGUCAAGUUCCUCCCGGCGCUCACGGCCAUCGUGUUCGUGGACGGAGGACGGCAGUACAAGGAGACCUACCUGGACAACCUGCACAGGUUCCCCGACCUGCGGGACCUGGGGGUGCGGAACGCCACCUGGGACGCCGCGCUCAUGAGCCCGAGCCUCACCCAGCACCUGCGCGCGCGGCUCACGCACCUGGGCGUGUGCAACGUGCGGCUGCAGUCCACGGUGGAGUUCGUCGGCGCGGUGUCGGAGCUGGUCAACCUGCGCUCCCUGCUCUUCCACCACCAGGGGGAGGGCUUCGGCCUGGGCACGGUGCGGCCGGUGCCCCGUGGCGUCUUCCACCGCCUGCUACUCAGCCUGAGGAAGCUGCAGCACCUGUCCUGGGGCAUGAAAGAGGAGCCGCCGGUGCCGCUGCCCGACGACUACCUGAGCCCCCCGGACCCGGAGCAGCCAGGAGCCUCCUCAUAUGGGGGCCCGGCUCUGAGGAGCCUGGUUCUGGUGGAUUACCCUGAGAACGCGCUCCCUGAAAACGCGCUGAGGAGCCUGGUGUCGCUGCGCUCCCUGACCGUCCACUACAGGUACAUCAGAGAGGGCAUGGAGUGCCGCCUCAGCUCCUGGCUGAGUCCUCUGCACCAGCUCCAGUCACUUACCAUCAUCGGUGGGAAUUCUCUCAGCACCUAUACAACCACCAUCCCGCCAACAGUGACCAGGCUGACGCUGCGGGUCGCCGUGACCCUGAAAGACUUGGACUCCGUCGCCCCAAAGGUCCCUGGGCUGCAGCACCUGGACAUUGAGCAGAACCGCUCCAGCGGCAGUCUCUGCAGAAGAAUCCCCAUGUUGUUCCCUCAGCUCAGAACCCUCAGGAUUCGGUUUUUCCGUCGGGAGCCGGAGAAAGACCUGCUGAGCCUGGUGAAGCUGCGGCACCUGCAGCAGCUGGAGCUGCUGGUGGAGCGCUUCUACAUCCUCAGAGACUACCUGAACGGCCACCCGUGGCCCAGCCCCAACGUGCAGGACCUGAUCAACCAGAUCCGGGAGCUGUCGGAGAACAGGAUCACCGUCAUCACCGCCAUGCGGCAGAGGGACCCUCUGCGAGAGUGUGACUGCGUGUGGGAGGGAGACUGACCGGCCGGACGGGCGCAGGAAACGGGGAACCCGUUCUGAAGCUGGCUGCCCAGACCGGCAGAGACCCGAGCCGACGCCUCAGUCCUGACGGGACUGCUGGAAGGUGAACAGAACCGUUGAAAUUCAGAGCAGAGAUUUCAGCAAAGACCGGACUGUUCUAGAAGUUUGAAACUGGUUCUCAUGACGGAGCUGCUCCUGUUCACUGAACAGGUUUAAUGGGAAGUUCCUGUAGGAAAGGGUCAAAAAACGGGUCCAAGUCUGCAGAACCGUCUGCUGGAUGAAGAGCCCGCAGCACAGACCUGCAGGUCAGAUGAAUCGGAGGAAGGCCGGUUUACCAGGGUGCACAACGAGAAGAGGACAGGGAUGGUUUCUGCAAUGUUCUGUUCAGGAAUCUUAACUCCACCUUAAUGAGAAUCAGAGCAGAACCACAAACAUCCACCCUCCCUGAAGGAGGAUGUUUUCAGACUCGUAGCAGAUCUCCAUACAGCAUCAAUGGAGGCUCCGCCCCCAACCUUCAGGAAGGGAUGCCCUUGUGACGCAGGCAGGGUGGUUUAACCAUUGACUGUAUAGGAGAACUGGACUGUGUGACCCCUCCUACAUCGCGUUCCAAACCGGGAAUAGCCGCUGGUACCAAGACUCUAAAAUCCCACAGACUUCUACAGAGAAAUAAACAGCUGUUCCUCCGUCGUACUAUUGGUCAGAAGAACCGUUGUUGCUCGAAAUCUUUUCUUAAAUCAUCGUCUUGAUAAUCCAAAUUUUUAAUGUUUUUUAUCGCAAGUUAAUCAAGCAAUAGACUGACCAAUCAGAUACCUCAAUAAUGUGUGGCCCGCUGGCCCCCACCUCAAGUGAUUGACAGAUUCUCCCGAGCUGCUUUCAGUGGAAGCGGUGUGGACUUCCAACCAGCCCUCUCCUGAUUGACAACAGUAGUUGCCAUAGAAACAUUGACGAAGACUGACUCGGACCAAUCACUGCUUACUCACCCCGUCUGGCCCCGAAUGACGACAUCGGUACCUGGAAAAAAUGGCGACGUAUUUGGCUUCAUUUUGAAGUAAUCCAUUUUUUACAGGGGACGUCACACUCAGACGUCAGUAAGCACUCGUUGGUCCACGUCGGUCUGAGUCACCAUUUCCAUGAUAACCAUUUACACCAAUCAGGAGUAAGCCUGUUGGAAGGCCACACCUCUAGCAGGUUCGGGAGGAUCUAUCAAACACUUUAAACGUUGGACGUGAGACUUGAUUAUGGCACCUGAUUGGUCAUUUUAUAACUUAAAUAAUUUGCAUUUCAGAAAAAAUUUCAGAUCAAGAAUGGUUCCUCUGACCUAUAGCUGUUCAUUUCUCUGUAGAAGUCUGUGGGAUUCUGACUUCUUGGAACAAGCGGCUACUUCCUGUUUGGAACGCCAGCGGGGAGGGGUCACUCAGUCCAGUUCUCAUUCAGUUAAUGUGUUUACCCAGCAUCAGGGGGGGCAGGCGGUCUCCCUGCAGAGGAAACGCUGCAGACUUGAUGAAGUUAUGUUUGGGAUCCAGGAUCUUCCCAACGGGAAAGACGCGUGUUUGAAGUUUGUUAUCAGACUUCAUGUCGAUGAGUUCUGAAUAGCUGAUCAGCUCUGCUCUUGA